Molecule: messenger RNA, 4057 nt
Organism: Chelonia mydas (Green sea turtle)
Lineage: Eukaryota; Metazoa; Chordata; Testudines; Cheloniidae
Gene: SLC19A2
Product: solute carrier family 19 member 2
Exons: 6
Coding region: 159-1634 (491 amino acids)
Biological process (GO): vitamin transport; transmembrane transport
Cellular component (GO): plasma membrane
Molecular function (GO): vitamin transmembrane transporter activity
Source: RefSeq, a predicted model, not a curated record
GAGGUCUCUCUUCUCCUGGCUGGCUGGCCAGUGGGGAUAGGUUUGAGCGGCGGCGCCGAGCUAGAGGUGCCUUUGGCAGCACGUGCGGGCGGAUGGCGGCUCCGCUGCGCGUGAGUCCCUUGGGGGCCCCGCGCUGAGUCGCGAGCCGGCCCCAGCGGAUGGAAGCGCGGGCCGGGCUCCGGGCGCCGCCUGCUUCCGGGCGGGCUCCCCGGGCCCGCUGCUGGGUGCUGCCCACCGCGCUGCUCUGCCUCUACGGCUUCUUCGCCAACCUGCGGCCCUCGGAGCCCUUCCUCACCCGCUACCUGCUGGGGCCGGACAAGAACCUCACCGAGACCCAGGUUUUCAAUGAAAUUUAUCCAGUCUGGACCUACUCAUAUUUGGUGUUGCUGUUUCCUGUAUUCCUUGCAACAGACUAUCUCAGGUACAAACCUGUAAUCCUUCUCCAGGGACUGAGCCUUAUAGUGACAUGGUUCAUGCUGCUCUACGCCCAAGGAUUGCUAGCUAUUCAGUUUCUCGAGUUCUUCUAUGGAUUGGUGACUGCUACGGAGAUUGCCUAUUAUUCUUACAUCUAUAGCAUUGUGGACUUGAACUUGUACCAGAAAGUCACCAGCUACUGUCGAAGUGCCACCCUGGUGGGUUACACUGUGGGUUCCAUCUGUGGACAGGUUCUGGUAUCGGUUGCCAAUUGGUCCCUGUUCAGCUUGAACGUCAUCUCCCUGACCUCUGUGUCUGUGGCUUUUGCCACAGCCUGGUUUCUGCCAAUGCCACAGAAAAGUCUUUUCUUUCACCUCGUCUUGAGAAGCCAGGUCAGUAGGGAGAUGAAAGUUCUAGAUUGUAAAAAUGGAGCUGUCAUCCAAGAUGAUGCUGCCUUAAAAAGGGUCCCUGGGUGGGAAGACAUUGAAUUGAAAGUUCCCUUAAAUGUAGAAGAGCAUUCUGCAGAGCCACAGGAGCAGAAAGUGGAUAUCUCAAAGGUGCUCAGAGAGCUAUGGCGGGACUUCCUGCAGUGCUAUUCCUCCCAGCCUAUGCUCUGCUGGUCUGUGUGGUGGGCAUUCUCAACUUGUGGCUACUUCCAGGUAAUAAACUACACGCAAGGCUUGUGGGAAAUGGUGCUGCCUUCUCAGAGCUUCAAGAUCUAUAAUGGUGGCGUGGAGGCAGUUUCUACGUUACUAGGAGCUGUUGCUGUAUUUGCUGUGGGUUACAUAAAAGUAUCCUGGGCUACCUGGGGUGAGGUGGCAUUGGCCCUCUUCUCCCUCCUCAUUGCUGCUGCUGUAUAUGUUAUGGACACUGUUCGUAACAUCUGGGUGUGUUACGUCUCAUAUGUAAUCUUCAGAAUUGUCUAUAUGCUGCUCAUCACGAUAGCAACGUUCCAGAUUGCUACCAAUCUAAACAUGGAGCGGUAUGCUCUGGUGUUUGGUAUCAAUACUUUCAUUGCCUUGGCUCUGCAGACUUUGCUCACCUUGAUUGUUGUUGACUCCAGUGGUCUUGGGCUAAACAUAUUCACACAGUUCAUGAUCUACGCUAGUUACUUUGCAGCCAUAUCGCUGGUGUUCUUGGUGAGUGGCAUACACAGUGUUAUGAAGAAUUACAGAAGACAGGAAGAGAUGCCAAGCAGAUCUACUGCAAGCACUCCUUAGUGCAGCGAAUGAGGACCUAUUCAGCUGUGAUGUGUGAAGAUGAAGUAUUUAUUAGUGUCUUUGCCACUUGUUUUCCAAGGCAGCCAUCUGAAGUGUAAUUUAUACUAUGUUAGUAGCACACGUCAGAGGGAAAAUUAUUUAAUUAGAUCUUACAUAAGUAAGAAUGGCCAUUCCUUCUCAAAUGCCUUUUUUUAUUGUUCAAUUCCAUGUGUAUGGAGGUGCACUGGGGUAUCACAAGUUUGCUCAAGAGGUGAAAGGCUAGUGAAACCUGGAGCUCUCAAGAUCAUCAGUGCAAAUAAGGCUUUGGGUGUAUAAAUGCUCCCUCCAUCCACCUGUCAGUGUUUGAGCACGAAAAGCCUUCUGCAGGUCAGUUGUGAGGUUCACAAGCAGAGCUGUGUGUGGGGAUCCAGGGCUGGAAUAGCAGGGGCCAUGCUAUAAGUCAGAAUUGAGGUGCAUUGGCGGAGCUGUGUUACCCAUGCUGUUAGACGCACACGUCUGAGUACUGAAUAUAUUUUAAAUUUGAGGUUUGUAUGUCUGCACAUUUCUUCCUAUCACUUGUACUAUUUCUACCUGGUCUACCAUCCCGUCUGUCAGAGUAUCAGACAUAGCUUUCCUUGGUUCUCUCCCUUGAAAGCUAAAAUGUGUUCUGGAUUAGCCUUCUGACACCAGUGAGUUGGCUGUUGGCAAAUACAUCUUGUUUUGGGAAAGUCCAUGCUGCUGCUUGCUUCAAAAGGACUGUAAUGCUGGAGAGAACCAAAUAAGCUAUCUAUUUGUCCAGAAUACUGGUCUGUGGGAUCAUGGAUGUCAUUUAGGACUCUUGACUCCUGUGAUGCAAAGGCCACUGACCCUGAAUGCUCCAGUGUAGGUUCGUGUAGUAGGCUACACUAGUACUGGGAAUGAAGUUGACUGACUGCGUUACUGCAGUUUUUUUCAUCUAAAUACUCAUUUCUUUGGCAUUUUUUUUCUUUUUUUUUUUUUUUUUAAACACUUGGUGACAUCCUAUUUUGAUUAGAUCUGUCCACUCGUAAACCCUUCCCCCUUUCUAACUGAACAGGAAAACUCAAUGCAUCCUAAAACCUGCCUUUGUUUUGCAGUCUGGACAACUUGGGACUCGCCUGAGUAAUUUGGAAAAGGAAGCACACAGCAGUGCAAUUUUUUGUAUCUAAAUUGGCUCUUUGGGGAGGGCCAGUUGCUAUGCUGUGUGCUUCUUAUCAAGUUGCGUCUACCAUGUUUACUCACUACUUUUUUUUUUUAUAAACACAACUGAGGUUUCACAGGUAUCCUUGGGUGGAAGAAUUUUUUUUUCUGCCGAGAACUGAGAAUUGGUCCAUAGGGGGGUGUUGGGAGGAGAGAGAGUUCCAUGAGAGAAUGCUUUUCUUACAAAGUGAGCCACAGAAUCGAGUGUGUAUGCUCAUUAUUCUCCUACUGUCCAGGACCUGAUCCAACUCAAACCUGAGAUGGCUUACGGAGCCCAACAAGUAUAGUUGGACCUGAGCCAAAAUCCCAGGAUCUGCACUUCCCCAAACUUCCUGAUUUUGAAAUCUGGUUUCUUAAUGUUUCCUGGGACCAUUUUUGCUGACCUCUAUUUGUAUGUAACUUAGCUGCCUUAUCCUGAAAAAGAAACUCGAAAGGAACAUUUAAAAGUUGUUUUUUUGUUUUUGUUUUUGUUUUUUAAGGAAACUUCUCGAGCAGUGUUAAAGGGUAGGUUUUAGGCAAGGAGAAAUUGUGAUUAAACAUAAUUUGAUAACUGUUCUUGGAAAACAGAUGGCCAUUUCACAUGCAGCCCCUUGUGAUAUAAUCUCAGCCUGGUUGCAGAUGAUACAGGAGCAUGGAGAUGAAUAACCAAAAAAGAAGCUGAACCUAGCUGUGGCUCCCGGGCUGGGAGGUGGGAGAGGAGACGUGGUCAGGGAUAAGGGGGCCGAAGCUGGGGAUGGGGAUGGAGCAAUGCUGGGAGUGGAGGGGCUGGGUGGUGCUCCCUCCCCACCCCUGUGGGGGCUGGCCUGGGUCCCAUAGCGCCUUCCUCCCGAGCGUUUGCCCCACAGUUUCAGGACCUCUGUUCUAGAGUGAUGUUACUAAUGGAUUGUGGCAAGAUCAAAAGUUACCGCCAUGUCUGUUUUAAAUAUAUGGUCACUUUAUGCUAUAUUUAUUUAGGCCAAUGAAUGUAAGUAUCUUAAGCCUGGAAGUCCGUUUCAGGUUCUUAUGAUUAUCACUGUGGUAUCUGAAUGCUGCAGUGAUGGAGUAGUAUAAGAAUCUAGAUGGAGGAGACUAUUUUGUUGUGGAGGGAGUAAUGUUUGUAGAAGCAAAGGUACAUACAUAUGAAAUAUUGCAAACGACAUCAUGCAUAAGAUCUUUUUAUUUGGUUUUUGUUCUGAUAUUACAGCAAGUUUUAUCAAAUAAAGUAUUUUACAACAUAUUUCCUAAAA